AAGGAAAAGUGUCAAACCAGACAGAGCUGCAUGACCUCAGGGAAUCCCUUCAUCUGUAUUGUCCAGUAGAAAUAAAAAAGGAUCACUGAAGAAAAACAUGAUGGAAGAUUCAUAAGCCAUAGAAGAAAAACAGAAUACUUAACCAAGAGCUGUGGUCAGAGGUCGGGACAGUCAAUCACUGGCACAAAGAGCUUCUUUUGAGUGAAUCAUAAGGAUGAUGUCAGAUGUGCAGAGUGGCAAUCUUCCUCUUGCUCUGCUGGGAAGCAUUGAGGUUCCCCCUCAAUCCAAAGAUUCAACAAGAGCUCAAGCAACCUCCAACAAUCACAAAGCAGUCACCUAAAGACUACAUUGUCGACCCCAGGGAUAACAUCAUAAUUGAGUGUGAAGCUAAAGGAAACCCCCUUCCCAGCUACACAUGGACACAUAACAGAAAGUUCUUCAAUGUGGCAAAGGAUCCUCGUGUAACAAUGAGACGUAAUUCUGGUACACUAGAGAUUGGUUUCCGAAGUGGAGGGCGUCCUGAUGAAUAUGGGGGAGAGUAUCAAUGUUUUGCUAAGAAUGAAUUUGGGACUGCCUCUAACAAAAUAUUGCUCCGUGUUUCAAAAUCGCCACUUUGGUCCAAAGCGUAUCUGGAGCCAGCAGUUGUCAAUGAAGGCUCUCAUGCCAUUCUGACAUGUAAUCCACCGCCUGGCCUCCCACCACCCACCUUUUGGAUGAAUAGUGCCAUGUUACCCAUCACUCAGGAUCGACGAGUCUCGAUGGGGCUGAAUGGAGACUUGUACUUCUCCAAUGUUCUAGCCAAGGAUGCUGAAACAGACUACAGCUGUAAUGUCCAUUUCCAUUUCGCACAUACCAUUCAGCAAAAGAAUCCAUUCACUCUGAAAGUAUUGACCACACGAGGCAUCACAGAGACCACACUGACAUUUCUUUCCCCUACUGGAACAUCUAGUUCUAAGACUGUUCUGCGUGGUGAUGAACUGCUUCUGGAGUGCAUUGCAGCAGGAGUACCUACUCCUAGCAUUACCUGGUACAAGAAAGGAGGAGACCCUCCCAGCAAGAAGGUUAAGUUUGAAAACUUCAAGACAUUACGCAUAGUUGGGGUGUCUGAAGCUAAUGCAGGCGACUACUCCUGCCUGGCCAGUAACAAAAUGGGCAGCAUUCGUCACACCAUCUCAGUUAGGUACAAAGCUUCACCAUACUGGCUGUCUGAACCGAAAAAUCUGAUCCUUGCUCCGGAGGAAGAUGGAAAUCUUAUUUGUCGAGCAAAUGGACUGCGUAAACCGGAGAUUACAUGGCUUAUCAAUGGAGAUCCUAUAGAAAGUGCUCCUCCAAAUCCAAGCUGUCGUGUUGCAGGCGACACCAUCAUUUUCUGCUCUGUUCAGAUUGGUAGUAGUGUGGUUUAUCAGUGCAAUGCUUCAAAUGAACAUGGGUACUUGUUAGCUAAUGCUUUCGUCAAUAUCCUAGAUGUUCAGCCCCGCAUGCUAGCUCCACAGAGCAGUCGGACUCAUUUGGACUGCCCAUUUUUUGGCUCUUCCUUGCCCAUGUUACAUUGGUUUAAGAAUGGUCAGGGCAGUAACUUAGAUGGAGGACAGUACCGCACCUAUGACAAUGGAACACUAGAAAUCAAACGGGCACGGAAAGAGGACCAGGGCACUUACACAUGUGUGGCACCAAACAUUUUGGGCAAGGCUGAGAAGCAAGUCCGGCUUGAAGUAAAAGACCCAACACGCAUUGUGAGAGCCCCAGAGAACUUGGUCAUAAAACGUGGGGAGAAUGCUCGGUUUAACUGUCGAAUCUCAUAUGACCUCUCUCUUCGCUUAACUGUUACCUGGCUCAAAGAUGACAACCCCCUGUCUGGCUGGAGGAUGAAGAAAGAUGAGUCAUUGACAGUUACCAAUGUCAACGAGCAAGAUGAGGGAGUUUAUACCUGUAUUGUGAGCACUGAACUUGAUUCAGAUUCUGCCAAAGCCCGCCUUACUGUCCAGGAUGAUCCAACUUCUCGCAUUGUGCCUGAAAUUAAAGACCGUCCAGAGCCCCCUACAGAUCUAGAGCUCACAGACCCCUCAGAAAGGAGUGUGCGACCUACCUGGGUUCCAGGAGAAGACAACCACAGUCCCAUGAAAGGUAGAAGGUGUGCCUAUUUGGAACCUCCAGCAGAGCUCCCAACACUUCAGAAUGGAAAUAUCAUUGGCUCUGUCCAGCACUGCCUGAGGACAAAGUGCUGCUAUGGGGCAUUUCAACUGCUGGAUGGCCAUGUCAUACCUGUUAUGCAAGCCUGCACUGAAGUUGAUAACUUGUUGGGAGUUGCAAGUUGUCUUCACCAGUCUGAAACCCCUCAACUACGCAAUUUGUUAUUGCAACUCAGAUCUGUGCAACUCAAACAUUUCCAAGAUGAUGACAGUUCCAUUGAUAACCACUGCAACGGUUCUGGUAGAUUCAGCAACCCCUGUUGA
Molecule: messenger RNA, 2453 nt
Organism: Erpetoichthys calabaricus (reedfish)
Lineage: Eukaryota; Metazoa; Chordata; Cladistia; Polypteriformes; Polypteridae
Product: neurofascin-like
Biological process (GO): brain development; cell-cell adhesion
Molecular function (GO): cell-cell adhesion mediator activity
Source: RefSeq, a predicted model, not a curated record